Molecule: messenger RNA, 954 nt
Organism: Camelina sativa (false flax)
Lineage: Eukaryota; Viridiplantae; Streptophyta; Magnoliopsida; Brassicales; Brassicaceae
Source: RefSeq, a predicted model, not a curated record
GAGCUUUCUUGCUCGUUCUUAUGCUUGACUCUUUUAUCGUUUAUCAUAAACUCUCUGUAAACUUCUCUGUCUCUUCUUCUUUUUCUGCGUUCUUGCUUGUUCAAAUUGUUCGUGAGUAUGUUUUUGUUCGUGCUCGUCUUCUUUGGAUUGUAACCAUUUUCCUCUGUAGAUUUGCUUUUGCUUCAAUUUGGAUUGUAGUCUGUUUUCUUAUACGCUCACUCCUCUCUUUACGUUUUGUGUCCAUUCUAAAUCCUUAAAGGUUGAUGUUUCUUUUGGAAUGUAGAGGCUUUGGUAGUUUGUGAAAGCCAAAUAAACACAUCUCUCUUAGUUUUGAGUCUGUUUUUAACCGUCUUUCUCUGUAGAUUUGCUACAAAGGUAGGUUCUUUUGCUUCAAUUUGGAUUGUAGUCUGUUUUCUUAUACGCUCACUCCUCUCUUUACGUUUUGUGUCCAUUCUAAAUCUUUAGUUUAAGAACAGUGAAGUUUCUUUUGGAAUUUAAACCUUUUUGGUUGAUGUUUCUUUUGGAAUCUAGAGUCUUUGGUAGUUUGUGAAAGCCAAACAAAACACAUCUCUCUUUUAAUAGGUUUGUAUUUCCAUUUUUUCUUGGUUUUUCAGAUAUGGCGAUGAACUGUGAAUCAUGUGGAAACACAAGAGCUUUGGUUUAUUGUUGGGACUGUGGCCAACCGAGAAUCUGUGUUCCAACAUUCCAACACUUUGGAGAUCACAUCAGGACACAUAUGCAUAGUCCUGUGUGUGAUCUCUGUUCAGUGAAGCCAGCCCUUGUUCGUUGUUUUAAUGGUGGUGGGUUAUACUUUUGUCAGAACUGUUUUGUGGGUCAGGCUCAGGAGUGUGUUGUCAGAAAAGACCAUCUGGCUGUUGUCCCCUUCUCAGGACACAUUUAUUGUUCUGCUGCACCGACUCAGCAACUCACCGUAGCUGCACCGACUCAGCAACU